Molecule: messenger RNA, 912 nt
Organism: Entrophospora candida
Lineage: Eukaryota; Fungi; Glomeromycota; Glomeromycetes; Entrophosporales; Entrophosporaceae
Source: the annotation of a GenBank genome assembly
AAGAUUGUGCCAAUUGUGCACAAAGAUAUAAUAAUUAUUAUUUAUUUUAUGAAUCAUUAAACAAACUAAAAAAGAUUUCAGAAGAAUUAGACAAAGAAGAAAAUGAGGAUAGGAAAACAGAAAUAAUUCAUCAAUUAAAUGAUGAAUUAAACAAAUUAGAUGUUGAAAUAAAUAAAACAGUAUUAUGUUAUGGGUGUAAAAAGAAAAAUAUAUUCAACCCAUUAUGUGAAUUACUCACCAAACUAAAUGAAUCAAAUGAAUCAAUUAAUUCAAAUCAAUUAUUUGACACAUUAAAAAUAAUAGAAGAUUGUACCAGUUGUGCACAAAGAUAUAAUUAUUAUUAUUCAUUUUAUAAGUCAUUAAAAAAGAUUUCAGAAGAAUUAGACAAGGAAGAAAAUGAAGAGACAAAAGCAGAAAUAGUCCAUAAAUUAGGUGAUGAAUUAAAUAAAUUAAAUAUUGAAAUAAAUAUAGUAAUAUGUGAUGGGUGUCAAAAGAAGAGUAUAUUCAACCCAUUAUGUGAAUUACUCACCAAACUAAAUGAAUCAAAUGAAUCAAUUAUUUCAAAUCAAUUACUUGACACAUUAAAAAUAAUAGAAGAUUGUGCCAGCUGUGUACAAAAAAAAUAUAAUCACUUUAAUUUCUUUUAUGAGUCAUUAAAUGAAUUAAAAAAGAUUUCAGAAGAAUUAAGCAAGAAAGAAAAUGAAGAUACAAAAGCAGAAAUAGUCCAUAAAUUAGAAUAUUCACAAACAAAUAACUCUGAUUUAUUUUAUGAAUUAUUAAACAAACUAAAUAAGAUCUUGGAAAGAUUAGGAAAGGAAGAGAAUGAAGAUAGGAAUGCAGAAAUAAUCCAUAAAUUAGGUAAUGAAUUAAACAAUAUACAUUACAAAAUAAAUGGAAUAAUAUUAUGUGAUA